UGCAUGUUAUUCGUUGUAUUAAAAAAAGUUAUAUAAUAUAUUGUUUCGUACACUUAUCACUUCUAUCAGAAACUAGAUGAACUGCUUCAAACGCUACAAGGAAAGCUUGUACUAAAAUAUUAUAGUAUAAACAACGAAUUGGACAGGUUCCACCGUGGUAAACUACUGAAACUGGUUAUGGAAAAUUUACUCUGCGAAAUGAGUAUUACGGACAUAACCGCGGCGUGGUACACUAUUAUUCAUAAGGAAAUUACCAAAAUAUUUCCUAUGGAGGCUGGUCACUUCAAGGUUUAUUCAGGCAAACUAGCCAUGAUAAAGUACAAUUUGAACAAAAGGCUCAAAACUGGACCGCCAAAAUCCAACAAAAAAACGCCCGCUGUUGUGCUAGCAGGAGAAACAACAGAGCAGAAUAUGAUAGCAGCCAAAGAAUGGUUACGAUAUGGACGCGAACCCUGGGAAGAGGUCAUCCACCAAUGGAAAGCAAGCUAUAUUCUGCGGCGUAAAGAGUUUACUUCAUUGGAUGGAGCUGACGUUUGCAGUCUGUGGGCUGAGGAUAGUUGGCCAAUUUUAGCGCAGCCUACAGGACCAGAGCUGAUGGAGUACGAUUUUCAACAGACCUUCGCCUGCCAAAAUACCCUCUUCCAAAAAUGGCCAAUGUUCAUUGAAAAAAUUUAUAAAUUGGCAAAAAAACAACUCAAAAGUGCGCGACAUGUUCAGAUGAUUGAAGAAUAUGGUGCAAAAAAGAAUGAGGUACUAUUUGCGCAUUUGAUGUGCGGAAUGCUCAACCCUGGAUUGGUGAAACAAAAUUUCAAGCCAUCGUUUCAGGAUGUUGAGAAGGGUUUUGUACUACUUGUGCAGAGCGAGAAUGACGUCAUCAAUGCCAUAAACAAACACCGUGAGCAUAUGGCGGAGAAGGGCGUACGAUUGCAACCACGCGUAGUUGCAGUUUGCAACGACGCCGUUUCCCAUUUCUAUACGUACAUCGACGCAGGUAACAUGCAAAAAGCAAACAGCAUGGUACACGCAAUCGAUAUUAUAUUCAAAACAUGUAUGCUGAUAGAUGCUUCGUAUCCACCCGAAGCACGUUCCGUAUGGACGUUCGUGCAGACAUUUUUCUACGGAAUAACAACAAUUUAUGAUCGACGUUUUCAGUGCGUUGAUGCAUUGUGUGCAGAAUUGACAGAACAAACGAAUUAAAGUUCGUUCGAAUAAGUUUCGUUUUCGAAACAAGUAUACUA
This is a messenger RNA of Topomyia yanbarensis, 1238 nucleotides long. RefSeq lists its product as uncharacterized. The transcript has 5 exons. The coding region runs from base 178 to 1197 and encodes 339 amino acids. The record is from RefSeq and is a predicted model, not a curated record. Lineage: Eukaryota; Metazoa; Arthropoda; Insecta; Diptera; Culicidae.